Melampsora larici-populina 98AG31 is the source of this 825-nucleotide messenger RNA. RefSeq lists its product as uncharacterized. The transcript has 5 exons. Bases 1 to 825 code for a protein of 274 amino acids. Lineage: Eukaryota; Fungi; Basidiomycota; Pucciniomycetes; Pucciniales; Melampsoraceae. The record is from RefSeq and is a predicted model, not a curated record.
AUGGAAGGAACCUCAGGUACGGACAGUGGGGGGACCAACAGUGGGCCUGCAGUGCCUGAAAGGGAUCCUAUCAUGGAGCAACUUGAUAUUCCCGUUCAAUCACAUCCACCCCUCGUAGACAAUCCAGAGGAAGAGCCUGGACUCAACUUUGAGCAAGCUGUUGCUUUGAGAAUUGCCAAGGAGAGGGAAGCCAAGCGUCAACAACACCAGCGCAAAACUGAUGCUGAGGAACUGCCCGGAAAGAGCCUACAGAUAGUCUCAAGCUUCACCCGCUCAUCUCCCACCAUGUCUGCUGCGGUACUUCUUGCACGCCACCUUCCUGACGAACCGACUGCUGAAGAGGUUGAACAGUGGGCCAAUUAUUGUGACCAAAGGACAAAAUAUUUAGAUGUCAACAUCCAACAAAAGAUGGACGAGCGACUCAAAAAUAACCCCUCAGCAAACGAAUCUGUCAAGCAUCAAAUGAGGAUUGUAGUGUCAAAAGAAGCUGCUCUCAUGUUUCGCAACGCUUUCCCCCCACCCAAAUUUAUCUCCCGAGUCGCCCAUGCUACUGCCUCGAUUACCACCUACGAUGCUACUCGCUUAGGAUGUGCUGAAGCUAAAUUCUAUGGCUGUGGCUUCUCUCGGAUCACAUUCCAAUGGACCAGUCCUCCUAAAACCCCUUGGAACAUGGCUAUGUUAGACAACUUAAUUACUAGCUGGUUGUAUUGUUACAACGCUCGAGAGAAAUCCUUUCCCGCUGGGUCUCAAAUAAGCGCAGAGUCUUCCGAGAUGAGGAAAAGGAAAAGAAGUUGUUGUCUACAGAAGGAGGAAGUGACAAACUAG